GGCGCCAUCCAGCGCGCUUUCUAUCGUCGACGCUUGCCUGCAGGGAUGGAGCCGCUGUUCUCGCUGCCCGCGAUCUCCAAUGGAUACAUCUGUUUCAAGUGCAUCAGCGGAGCCCCCAUCGGCAUCGGCGACUUCGCCCGGCCGUUGGUCGCUGUGACCCCCACGGGGUGGAGCUGGACUCUUCAUGUCUGUGAGAGUGCCUUAACUAGAGCUCUCUCCGACGCUGGAUUCCAGGGCGGCGAGAUGAUCCUGGGCGGUGGCAGCCCUCACCCAUUG
Molecule: messenger RNA, 276 nt
Organism: Prorocentrum cordatum
Lineage: Eukaryota; Dinophyceae; Prorocentrales; Prorocentraceae
Source: the annotation of a GenBank genome assembly